This is a messenger RNA of Pristis pectinata (smalltooth sawfish), 3220 nucleotides long. RefSeq names its product carbonic anhydrase IX (gene ca9). Gene Ontology annotation, molecular function: carbonate dehydratase activity; zinc ion binding. Lineage: Eukaryota; Metazoa; Chordata; Chondrichthyes; Rhinopristiformes; Pristidae. The transcript has 12 exons. The coding region runs from base 157 to 1329 and encodes 390 amino acids. Gene Ontology annotation, cellular component: plasma membrane. The record is from RefSeq and is a predicted model, not a curated record.
CAUGACGUUGAAUACGGAAAGAAUUAGAAGGGGGAGAGUCACAGAGAAAAGACCUUCAAAGGGCAGUUUUGGAGUUAUAACAUCAUUAAGAUCAUACAUAAGCUGAACUGAUUUGUGAGAACGACAGAAACUGGGAGAGCUCAGUGAAGGCAUUUUAUGUUAAAACAAAAACAUACAAAUCCAAAUAUAAUGCAGAGACCAAGACAAAUGCAGAGACUAUUGUUUCUGCUCCUGGCUCAACUUUUAAAAGUUGUUUUUUGUGAUACAAAUGAAGGACCUGAACAUGAACGAAGACAUGGAGGUCCGACACUUGGACAUUGGACCUAUACAGAUCAAGACUGGAAGAAAGACUUCCAACAAUGUGAAGGGAAAUCACAAUCUCCUAUCAAUAUUGAAACCAGCAAAACCAUGUUCAAUAAAAAUCUUCCUAAAAUCAUUCUUGAGGGAUACAGUUUACCAGAAACAACUUCACUCAAUUUAACUAAUAAUGGACACACAGUUAAACUUACCCUCCCUGACUCGAUGAGCAUAAGCAGUGGGUUCUCACAGAAAUAUUUAGCAGCUCAGCUGCAUUUUCACUGGGGAUCAGUAAGCUCAUCAGGAUCAGAGCACACAGUGGAUGGUACCCGGUACGCUGCUGAGAUGCACGUUGUUCAUUAUGCUGCCAAAUAUGGAAGUUUAAGCACUGCAGCACUGGAAGCAGAUGGUCUUGCUGUUCUGGCAGUACUGUUUCAGGUGGGACCAAAUGAUAAUAAAAAUUACAAUCACAUUUUUGAUAAACUUCAAGACGUUUCUGAAGAAGGUGUCAUAGUGCAGAUUCCUGGUUUUGAUGUGAACACUUUGUUACCCCGUCAACUGUAUCGUUUCUUCCGAUAUAAUGGAUCCCUGACAACUCCACCCUGUUUUCAGACUGUUACCUGGACUGUUUUCAAUGACACCAUCCAGCUUUCAAAAGCACAGCUGCACAAAUUAGAGACCAAUUUAAAGACGGGCCAUCACACGUUGGAUUCAAACUUUAGAUUUGUCCAGCCACUCAAUGGAAGGAAAGUGUUUGCUUCUUUUUCAGCAACGUUGGCUUCAAGAAGAAUGGUUACUAAAGAGGACACUGCUGAAUCAGGUGGAGAUGACAAAUCAGGCUCAGAACUUAGAGAACCAAAUGCAUACAGUACUCACUCAGGUGAUACACUGGCAAUUAUAUUUGGGAUCCUGUUUGGAUGUACUGUUCUGGUUUUUGUAAUUUAUGUGUUGCGGCAAAGAAAAAGACGAAGCUUAAAUACUGAAAGUGGGCAGAAGGUGAUUUAUAAACCAACUACUACAAUGGAAGCAUGAGAUUGCAGUGAAUAACUACUUCUUCAAAAUCUGGAAGUAAAACUGGCUGAUAGAACAGAAGUUAUUGAUUUCUAGAGAACGAACUAUUUGUUUAUUCUCUGCCAUCAUCAGAUGUGGUUCAGUUAUAAAUUGCUUCUAUAUACAUACGACUAUAUAUACAGACUAUAUACAGACUAUAUAUACAUAGUCCUGUUCAGUACUAAGAGAAAAAGUUGCAACAUCACCUGUUGUGAUCUGAGUGCCAAGGAAAAAAUAUAGGGUACCUAGUUGAAGCCGAGUUUACCAUUCAGAUCUACAUACCUCCCCACAGCCCAGCCCCCUGUUAAGCCAAUUAUGAUCAGGUAUUUCUUAUGCUAUGGGGUUAUGGUCAUGGGUUUGGAGAGUGGGUGCCUUAUCUGCAUUGGAGUAAAAUGGCCACUGUAAGUUGCCCCUCGUGUGUAGAUGGAUGGUAGAAUCUGGGGAUGGAGGCAGUUAAUGGGAAUGUGGGAAAAAUAAAAUAGGUUAAGUUAAGUCUAGUAUAUAAAUGGGUGCUUGAUGGUUAGCAUGGUCUUGAUAGGUUAAAGGGCUUGUUUCCAUGCUGUAUAUCUUUGACAGUAAAGAGUUAAAGCAGUAUAGCAGUAAAUUAGGAAUGGAGACUCAAGAGACUACAGAUAUGGAACCUAAAGCAAAAAGUUCCUGGAGGAACUCAACAGGUCAGGAGGCAUGCGUGGAGGCAAAGGGAUAGUCAACAUUUUGGGUCAGAUCCUGCAUGAGUCCUGAUUCAAGGUUUCGACCUAAAUUGUUGAUUAUCCCUUUGCUUCCACUGAUGCUGUCUGACCCGCAGAGUUCUUCCAGCAGCUUAUAUUUUUACAGCAGUGAAACAAUUCUACUAAGUUUACUGAGUUUUCAUAUACUAGAAGGAUGUUAAAUAAUCUUGAUCAGUUGUAUUGUAGUUAAUCAACUUCAAGUGAAUUACUGAAUGCUUAUCUAUACUUUUUCUAUUUUAUAUGUGUAUUCUAUUCUCAAUGACAUAGGAAGUCAGACAUAUUAUUGAUAAUUGUGGGAAAAGGAAUGUGGCUAAACAGUGUCUGGCAGGGAAAAUUGGAUGCUGUGGCGGAGGGAGUUGCAUAGAUAAAUAUUUAUUGAACUGAUCAGUACUAACCUAUGUGCAAAGAAUUGACAAGAUUGACACAGAGAAGGUGUUUUAACAGCAUUAUUGCAGCCGAUGUUUCUGUUACUGUGUAAAAUAAGAUGUUUUUUUGGAGUCAUGGAAAACUGUAAUUUCAAAUCAGGAGAUAAGACUCUGGGUCUUAUGCCUUCAGGGAAAUACUACAAUAUUUACAUUACCUAUACAGUGGUGUUUAUGUCAUAAAGUCUCGAUGGAUUUCAUAACUUUAUCUGGACCAGGAAACAAGUUGACCAUAAGCCUGAUCACAAAUGCAGAUUUAAAUAAGGUUUAUAAAGAGCAAGGGAAAGUGGUCUACCGAUAAUUUUAAGAGAGGGUGAUCUAGAGAGUGGGACCAAAAUGGCUGAAGGCUUGGCACUCCGGUGGGGUGAAAGGACCAAAGAGAUUGUUGGGUAGAUUCAAGGCUGGCAGAAGUUGGCAACAUAGGAUGAGGCAUUUCCUGGAGGGAUUUAAAGACAAGGGUGAAGACUUUGAAUUUAUAAUACUGGGGGACAGGAACCUAGUGCACAGCAAUUAAGAUUGGUGUGAUGGGUUGGACUGAAUAGGACUAGCUUUAACCUAGUUUCCACUAAUAUGUGAAAUUACUUCCACAAUUUGUUACUUUGCAUGGAUUUUACUUUGCAAGGGCAUAUUAAAGAAAAUAUUUCUAAGCACUGCAUCAAAAUUAAACAAAGGAAUGGAUCUGAUUUCAAAGUAUGUCUUGGCAAUAUUAUUGACUGUGGUUGA